This is a messenger RNA of Guillardia theta CCMP2712, 372 nucleotides long. RefSeq lists its product as hypothetical. The transcript has 4 exons. The coding region runs from base 1 to 372 and encodes 123 amino acids. The record is from RefSeq and is a predicted model, not a curated record. Lineage: Eukaryota; Cryptophyceae; Pyrenomonadales; Geminigeraceae.
AUGGCUCCUCCAUGCUGCUGGUACUCAGAGAGCGCAUUGCAGGACAUGCAGGGCUGGUCGGGCGUUCAAUCAGGAUUCGAAUCUCCUAUGAAGCCGAUGGUGAUGGUCCUCGAGACCCCAUGCAGGAGCCACGUGUCCUACUUCGGCUUCAUGUUCGAAGUGAGCGCAAGGAAGCAAACGAUACACAUCACAGACCUUCAAAUGGCUUCUUCCACCAUCCUCCCAGGACCCUUCUUAUACAGAGUGUACGUUACAAAGAACGCAUGCGGUGAGAGCGUGGACGAUGCAGAAUAUGAAGAUGGGAUUCGCGGUGUCCUCAACGAGAAGGAUGCCUGGAAGAAAGUCUCAGAGGUUCAAACUUCUUUGCCGUGA